This is a messenger RNA of Pomacea canaliculata, 5780 nucleotides long. RefSeq lists its product as uncharacterized. Gene Ontology annotation, cellular component: cell surface. Bases 57 to 4568 code for a protein of 1503 amino acids. The record is from RefSeq and is a predicted model, not a curated record. NCBI's taxonomy places the organism in Eukaryota, Metazoa, Mollusca, Gastropoda, Architaenioglossa, Ampullariidae. Gene Ontology annotation, biological process: cell-matrix adhesion. The transcript is spliced from 26 exons.
UGGGGUGUGACACGCAUAUGGAGAUAUAAAAGGUGAGGACCGGUAGAUGUUAGGCCAUGAGACAACCCAGAAACCCAUUCAGUUUCGAGAAGAUGGCCACCACACGUGCAAUGUUGGGACUGUACCUUUUGUUUGUGACUCCAAUAGCCUCCCUUGAUCUCCUCCACUCCAGACGACUACGGCGGGACACGCCCUCGGUAUACAGCAAGAGCGAGCUGGCGGACAAACUGAAAGAUGUGUUAGAGAGAGACAGACCUGACUCACAGGAGAAGCCGCGGAGCUCCUGGGGCCUGGACGACGACCAUGGAGGCUUCAGAGCACUUUUCGACAACCUCGACGACAUCGCCGAGCACUUGCCCGAGGAGCUGACUGACUUUGACUUUGGCAGUUUCCUGGGCGACGAUCAGAAAGAAUCUUUCCAGAAGGUCCUGCAGAGCCAAUGCUUCAGAAAUUCCAGCCGUCUAAGCCUCUUCCUGCGGCAGGUCCACGAUGUGAUGAAGGAGCUGCACGAGGAGCUUCUGGAUAAAUCCCAUGACAACGACGACACGUCCCACGCCGGAAAUGACAACAGCAAGGACAGCGACGACGACGAUCAUCCCACGACGACGGAUGAUGAUGACGACAGGACCAGCCGCAGCCCUCCGGUCACCGAGGACACCGACGAGUCACACAGCGAUGAAAGUCCCAUGACCGCGUCCCUUGUUGCCAGCAACGACAACAGCAAAGACGAUGUGGACAUCGACGACAUUUUUGAAAUGCUGUCGGCGGAGAGUCUGGAGUGUGUCUCGGGUUUCCUCAACGAUGAGGACGAGAAAGAGCUGUGCCAACAGUUCUCCAAACAGUCUUCCCAUGUCUUCUCCAAGUUCGCAGCUGUGGUCGAAUGCACAAAACACAUGGACCGUGACGAUGAUCUUGAUGAUGGAGUUCAAAGGGCACUGUUGACUCGCCUACUGGCCAAGCCUCUGUCCACCUGGACGUCCCAAGACCUGCAGCACGCUCUCUCAGUCUCUCCGGAUGCAAUCGACGACGAUUUCCUCGAAGACCUCUCUGAUGAUCUUUUUGAAGAAAAUUUGUCUGCACUGAGUCGCCUAGCAACACGAAGAGGAGCGAACCCCAGCCUUCAAGUGGCUCUGAGACAACGGAUCCUGGCCGGACAGCCGAUGGACCAUCUGGACGCCAAGCAGAUCAGCGGCCUGGGCAAGGGGCUCCUCGCUCUCAGCGACGAUUCGCUUGACGAUCUUGACCCACAGGAGUUGUUAAAUGCCGAUCUCUACGACAUUUUUGAUGAUGAUGACGAUGAUGACGAUGACAGCUCUGAGCAUGAUAGUAGAAUUGAUGACGAUGAUGACGACGAUGAUGAUGAUGACUUAUUUGUCGGCCGACGAUUGGCCAUCGGUCAUCGCAUGAUGCAGGCGCCGAUAAACGGAUCACAACAGCUGGCAAAGGUCGUUCGUUUCCUCUACGAUGAUCUGGACUUCAUUGAAAAUGUGGAUGCUGACGAUUUGCUAGAGGCCGCCGCCGACCUCAAAGGACUGGACCUCGAUGAUGACGAUGCCGCCAUCCUGCUCAGACGCAUGUCGCAGUCCCCGAAGUUCCCGUCCCUCACACAAGUCACGGUCCCGGAGAUGGUGCGCCUGAAGGCCGUGCUCCCCGGCUUGACCCCGACACAACUGCAGCAGCUUCCUCGCCAGGUGGUCAAAGAUGCCCUGGACACCCUCAAGGACCUAGACUUCGGGGAAUCGCAGGCCCGCGAGCUUCUUGACGACGUCUUCGAUGAUGAUGAUGAUGACGAUGACAGCGAUGACGAUGAUGAUACUGAUGAUAAAAAGGCGCGACAUCUGUCAGUUGAGGACUUCCGGCGUAUCGGGGCCCUGGCACGCGGUCUGGACGCCGACGACAUUGAAGAUCUCGACGACGAUGUGGUCAGCAAGGUGAUCGACGACAUUGACGACCUUGACCUCAGCGAUGCCCAGAAAAGGCUCUUCGUGGAAAAGGCGAGACAAGCGAUGCUGAAGAACCCUGGCGCCGUGUCCCUGAUCCAACUUCCUGGCCUCGCUAAUGCUGUCAGUAUUGACGACAUCGAUGACUUGGACGAUAACGAGGUCGUGAAAUCUCUCCAGGUCUCGUCAAAAACUAACUGGCGAGCCGCUCAGGCCGCCACACUCGUGGAGAAGGUCAAGAAGUCGCUGGGCGGCCGUUCCCUCCGUCCUUCUGACGUCACCAGGCUCGGAACUCUCUCGCGCGGUCUGCUGCCACGUGACCUGGACGACAUGGUGGACCGCCCGGAUGACGUCGACGAUCUGGCUGAUGUUCUGGGAGACCACGAAGACGAGCUCUCUUCGGGAAUAGUUGACAACAUCGUAGAUAAAAUCCGCGACAAAGACGACCUCGACGACUUAGGUGAUAUCAAAGUAACUGCCAGCUACGUGGCGCAGAAAGGAGUCUUCCUCGCCUAUUUAUCGCCCAAUGAGUUCAGUUCCCUGGAGUUUGACGACGAUGCCAAGAAAGCCUUCGUAGCCCUCAUGUCCAAGAUGAACACGGCCAAACUGCCCAGAGACCAGCUGGAGUUCCUGGCGGACGAGAUAUCGGACAUGAUCGACGACAAACAGGAGGACGACCAAGACAAAGCUAGUUCCAGACGACUGCGGCUGCUGGGCGGGAUGGCCUUGGGUUUGACCCCAGAACACAUCAAAGAGUUCAGUGGGCGGGCGAUCAUGGAUAACCUGGGUCCUCUUGGAGUUCUUCCCUUCACUCGCCUUCAAGCACGUGCAAUACUUGACAAGCUGGACGAUGUUGACCCGGAGUGGAAGUGCAAGACCAGCAUAGUAGCCAGUGCUGGACCCCUGCUCCAGUUUGCUGAUGACGAUAAACUCGAGACUAUUUGCGAGAAGGCGCUGGCCGCCAGCUUCUCGUCGAUCGAGCGCCGCCUGGAGCGCCACCACGAGCUGGUGGAGGAAAGGUGGGAGGAGGGCUUGUGGCGCGAGGACACCCCCGACACACGUGACACCCCCGACGAUACAGACCUGUCUGACGUCAUGGAUGACGUAAUCGAUGACGUCACGGAGGAUAGCGAGGGCAAAAAGCGUCUGGUCACGCGCAUGUUGGCAGCUGCCACGGUUACCUCCCUUUCUUCCAACAAAGCUUCAGGCAGACGUCGCAGAGCUACGACGGGAGACUUGUCGUGCAGCGUGCUACGUCAACUGCGACAAGAUGUGGUUCUUGUCGGUGUAGACCGGGUGGCAGGGAUGUCAGACCAGGAGUUCAAGGACUGCCUGGAGUUCGUCGGAAACGCCAGCAACUGGGCCGACAAGGACCUGGCCGUCCUGCUGGCCCGCGCAAAACAGGUCCUCGGCAACUAUUCAACGUGGACUAACGAGCUGGUUCGGCGAGCCGGGGUACUGGUGGCGGCGAUGGCUGCCGAAGAUAUUGCUAAACUGAAGCUAACCGGGGUGGACAGCCUCAACAGCAUCGGCAAGCACGGUCGUCUCAACGAGCAACAGCUUUUGGCAGGUUUCACCCGCUGGCUGGAACUGAAGAAAAAGAACAACAUCACGGCUGUAACAGCUGGAGAAUUCUCGUCCUUGUCUGAAUUUGUGUGUGGCCUCUCCGUGGUGCAGAUAUCUGAGCUUCCAGUAUAUGUGUUCAAGCAGUCGCUGGAUGUCCUCGGCAAGGCUCGAUCGUGCAACGCCCAGCAGCUGGGCGCCUACGUGUCGCGAGCUCACGAUGUCUUCGGGAAACGGGUGGUCACCUGGUCUCCAGCUGUCGUCGGUGACAUGGGCCACCUGCUUGGUGGCCUGUCCUCAUCCAGUGUGCAGGAACUGGCUGGUCAUCAACUGGCCCUCAUUCAGCCAGGCGUCAUCUCCAGGUUGCCGGUGGACACAGUAAAAGCACUAACGGUGGCACAGCUAAAGCAGCUCAGCACCAACCAGGUGAACUCGCUUCGUCUGGCGCAUUACAACGCUCUGAGUAAAGACCAGCAGGCAGUCUUGGAUACCAAGGCAACCGUGUCCUUCCAGAAAUCCUCCAAAGUACCAAGUAGCAGCGUGACGUCAGACACGGGUAUAGUGAGCUCUUCUUCCGAAAAACCACAGACAUCCUCACAACAGCCUGGAGAAAAUGCUCGAGAUACUGUAACACCUGGUCGACAACAGUCGUCCGGUGUCCUGCAAACAUCCUCCCCGGCAUUGAGUCGCGAGGAAGUUUCCAGCUCGCAGACUCUGGCAUCUGGUCAUUCGUCAAAUACGAAUGUCGAAACCUUCACAACCACCACAAGGACAGUUGGACAAAACUCGGAGUCAGAUACAAAGAAUGAGCGAGCUACUCCAGCUUCAGAGAAGCAAACCUCGACGAUUCCCAAAGCGCCUCAGACCACGACCCCGUCUAAAGUUAACGCAAACCCGUCAAAAGAUGUCGCAGUUAACCCUGGUGGUGACCUCACGACAUCCACGACAGUUACAUCCGAGCCCAAGACGGCGGCUGGAAAUCCCGUGACGGCGGUAAAACCCGAGAACACGAAGCAGACGGAAGCAGGCGAGAAUGAGGCCUCGAAAGUGGCAGGGUGGAACUAGUGGUCUGGUCUGGAGUCUCACCACGCUUCUUUUGGCUGUCACGGUGAACCUGCUCUUACGAUGAUCUACAGACCUGAGUCACACGUUGCGCUCCUCUCUAUGUAACUGUACACCUUGAUGGCUUCCCUGUUACAAAAAGAAAUGUGAGACUUGGGGGAGAAGGGUUGAAGUCAGAGGACAUUGUGGCAACGACUUCAAGAGAUAGCUAUACUGCAAUGCCACCAUGAUCCAUUGAGUGUCUGGACAACUGUGAAACGAUGUUCUUUCUGCUUCAAAUAAUUUGGAUCGUUCCUUUUCGCUCUUUAGUUUAAAUUUUUUUUAAAAAUAUUGUUGUCACUACCAUCUCGCCAUUUAUCAGAGACAACCGGAAUUCUAAAUUUCCAUUCUUUUAAGAUUUUCAGAAAGCGAUAUUAAACUGAUGUUCUUUUAUAUUUUAAUAUGUUUCUGUGCAAACGAGAGUGUCUGUGUGUCUGUAUGUGUAGGCACCUGUAUGUGUAUGUUUCCUAUUUGAUUAAAAAAAUUUACUUUCAACUUCUUUAGUUGAGUUUGUUAUAAAAAGUACAAAAAAAUGUGAUGUUUUGUCACUGUGGUUCAGUUGUUCAUAGCAAUCCUUUUUAUUUAGAAACGCUGUUUUCAACUCACCCUCUGUUUAGGAAAAAUAAUUAUAGCGCUCAUCAAAGUUAACUACUUGUGAGAUCGACUUUCUUGAAGUUCGUUUUAUUGCGACGUAUCGAACAAAAAUAUACUAAACAUUGUACGUGAUGGUAUUCCAUAAUCACCUAUCCAGUUCUGCUUCAAAAUUUUUCAGAAUUAAAUAAAUCUUGUACAACUUCUACAGCAACUAAUGAAAACAGAAAGAAUAUACACUGUAAUUAAACUGAACUCUUUAGGCUUUAUCAGUUUGUGAAAAACAAUCAGAUGUCUACAGUGGAAAUAAAAGAAACAAAAAUAAUGAACAGCUAUGAUAUUAUCACAUAUAUGCGUCUCUCAGUCGUAUUUUGAAUGAAACAAUUAAUGUGUCUUUAAUCAUGUCGAUCCUUAUUGAGUCUGGAUUACAAUGAGUACCAGCCAGCAUAAUAACAAUCAACUUGUCAUUUGCUCUCGUGGUUAUGGAUUCUUUUAGUGAAUCACCUUGUUUUCAUUACUCCUAAAUGUCAUGCCUUUUCGGAUCGUUGUUAAUGCCUUCACGAUGGAAAUAAACAAUUUCUUCGU